UAUUGGGUGGGUGCAGGUUCAGGAAGGGAACAAUCCGCCAGAAUUUCGCAAACGCGGAGAGGCCUCGGGGAGGGAAGUUGGGGACCCGAGCCAAGAGAGUUCGGAGCUCAGCGCUCUGUCAGAAAGGCCAGUGGACCCAGGGGAGACAAUGGUGCUGCUCUGGUUGCUGAUGUUGACGACGCUCCCGCGCCCCGCCACCGGCUGCUCGUUGGACGAGGAGGCCCACCGCUGCUCCUGCAACUUCACGGGCCCGGACCCGGCCUGGAACCAGGCCAUCCUGUGCCUGACGGCCUCGGAGGUGGAGCUCCGCGCCGGCGGCCGUGACCUGGGCCCCUUCCUGAAGAAAGGCCUCCAGGACCCGGAGCCGCUGGUCGAGACCCUGAGGGCCCUGCGGAUACGCCGCCUGACCCUGGGCGAGGUCGCCAUCCCCGGCGCGCUGCUGGGCGCGCUGCUGCGCGUGCUGGGCUACACGCGGCUCAAGGAGCUGGAGCUGGACAAGCUGGUGGUGACCGGCCCGCUGCCCCCGCCGGCCCCCGGGGUGGACGGGCCGCCCCUCACCGCCCUGCGCCUGAGCAACGUGAGCUGGGAGGCUGCGGGGCCGGGCCGAGGGCGCCGGGGGGACGGGCUGGCGGGGCUGUGGCCCUGGCUGGACGCGGGCCUGCAGGAGCUGAAAGUGACCGGCUCGGGCCUGGAGCGCCUGCCCUGCCCCGCGUCCGGCACCUUCCCCGCCCUGAGCUCCCUGGACCUGUCGGACAACCCGGCGCUGGGGGAGGCCGGGACGGCCGCGGCACUGUGUCCCGGGGCCUUCCCGGGGCUGCGGGUCCUGGGGCUCCGUGACACCGGCCUCUCGACCACGGACCCGCUCUGCGCGGCCCUGGCCGGGGCCCGGGUGCCCUUGGAGAUCCUGGACCUCAGCCGCAACGCGCUGGCCGACACGGAGGACUGCAUCUGGCCACCCUCGCUGCGCACCCUCAACCUGGAACACAACCGGCCGAGGAAGAAGCCGGAUCUCGGGACGCUGGAGAAGCUGGAGGACGGGCCUGUGGCCGAAGCCCCCAACUCUCCCUUCGCAUCCCACCCGCUGGGCUUGCUGGCCGGCGCCGCGGCCUGGGCGCUGCUCGCCGCGGCCGGGGAUUAGCCUGAAGAGGAAGGGAGGGGUGAGGAAGCCCCCCGCCUUCCCCCACGACCCACUGAUUCUACCCUCUCCCUCUCCCCCGGACCAGCUGCCCACCCCGAAACUCUCCACCCUCCCAUCCCACCCCCAUCCCUCCGGGCACCUUCCCGAUGCAGGGGUCUGCUGCCCCUCCUCCUCCUGCCGCCUCUUCUCCUUCCCCCCCGCCCCAUUUAAUAAAGUCAAGCCUGGAAGUCGUG
Messenger RNA from Ornithorhynchus anatinus (platypus), 1371 nucleotides. It is a transcript of the gene CD14, whose product is annotated as CD14 molecule. The coding region runs from base 149 to 1138 and encodes 329 amino acids. Gene Ontology annotation, biological process: lipopolysaccharide-mediated signaling pathway; positive regulation of type II interferon production; inflammatory response. Gene Ontology annotation, molecular function: lipopolysaccharide binding; protein binding. The transcript is spliced from 2 exons. The record is from RefSeq and is a predicted model, not a curated record. Lineage: Eukaryota; Metazoa; Chordata; Mammalia; Monotremata; Ornithorhynchidae. Gene Ontology annotation, cellular component: lipopolysaccharide receptor complex; membrane raft; external side of plasma membrane.